AUGCCUAAACAGGUUCAAAGUAUUGACAGGUACAACCAAGCCAAGUAUGAGGGAGCAGUCAAGGAUGAUGGAAGAGGACCUGCUAUUUGGGACAAAUUUGCUCACACAUUUGGAAAGAUCAUUGACUUUAGCAAUGCUGAUGUGGCAGUCGAUCAAUACCACCGUUUUGAGGAGGAUAUUCAACUCAUGGCAGACAUGGGAAUGGAUGCAUACAGAUUUUCAAUUGCAUGGCCUAGGAUUUUCCCAAAUGGCACUGGCGAGGUUAAUCAGGCAGGCAUUGACCACUAUAACAACCUGAUCAAUGCUUUGCUUGCAAACGGCAUAGAGCCCUACGUAACACUGUAUCACUGGGACCUUCCCCAGGCCCUGGAAGACAAGUACGCUGGGUGGCUUGAUAGGCAGAUAAUCAAUGAUUAUGCGGUGUACGCUGACGUGUGUUUCAAGGCGUUCGGAGACAGGGUGAAGCACUGGAUAACCUUCAACGAGCCACACACCGUUACAGUUCAGGGCUACGACUCCGGAAUGCAGGCACCAGGGCGCUGCUCGGUGCUCCUCCAUCUCUACUGCAAGGAAGGCAACUCAAGUACUGAACCCUAUAUAGUUGCUCACAAUAUCAUUUUGGCUCAUGCCACAGUUGCAGACAUUUAUAUGAAGAAGUACAAGGCAACACAGAACGGACAGCUGGGGAUAUCUUUUGAUGUCAUCUGGUAUGAGCCGAUGUCAAACACCACGGCAGAUGUUGAAGCGACAAAGAGGGCACAAGAAUUCCAGCUAGGAUGGUUUGCGGAUCCUUUCUUCUUUGGUGACUACCCGGAGAUAAUGAGAUCGAGGGUCGGAAACAGGCUGCCCAAGUUCACAGCUGAAGAGGCUGCUCUUGUGAAGGGGUCGCUGGACUUCAUGGGGAUUAAUCACUACACCACGUUCUACACGCAGGAUGACGAGUCCACUGUCGUUGGGACACUGCUGAAUAAUACCUUGGCAGACACAGGAACCAUUAGCCUCCCCUUUAGAAAUGGGAAGCCAAUCGGGGACAGGGCUAACUCGAUAUGGCUAUACAUUGUACCUGGCAGCAUGAGGAGCCUAAUGAACUAUGUCAAGGACAGAUACAACACUCCACCGGUGUACAUAACAGAAAAUGGAAUGGACGAUAGCAACAGUCCCUUCAUCUCCCUGAAGAAUGCACUCAAGGAUGACAAGAGGAUAAGGUACCACAAUGACUACCUGACAAAUCUAGCUGCCUCCAUCAGGGAGGAUGGCUGCGAUGUUAGAGGUUAUUUUGUGUGGUCUCUUCUCGACAACUGGGAGUGGACCGCUGGAUACACCUCGAGAUUCGGGUUGUACUUUGUGGACUACGACAACAAUCUCAAGAGAUACCCAAAGAACUCAGUGCUGUGGUUCAAGAACCUGCUGGCCUCUUCUUGA
Messenger RNA from Miscanthus lutarioriparius, 1422 nucleotides. Lineage: Eukaryota; Viridiplantae; Streptophyta; Magnoliopsida; Poales; Poaceae. The record is from the annotation of a GenBank genome assembly.